Molecule: messenger RNA, 11170 nt
Organism: Patiria miniata (bat star)
Lineage: Eukaryota; Metazoa; Echinodermata; Asteroidea; Valvatida; Asterinidae
Product: polycystin-1-like
Exons: 24
Coding region: 101-9703 (3200 amino acids)
Biological process (GO): detection of mechanical stimulus
Cellular component (GO): membrane
Molecular function (GO): calcium ion binding; calcium channel activity; protein binding
Source: RefSeq, a predicted model, not a curated record
ACCAUAUGAAGGGAUCCAACUAACAGCAAAUGUGACCAGGGGUACACUUGUCUAUUUUCACUUUGACUUUGAUGGAAACUCAACGGUCCUUAAUUGUUUCAUGGCCCCAUGUGUAGUCUCUCACACACAAGGCUUUCCAGAGGCAGGGGUUUACAACAUUUCAGUCGAGGUCUCCAAUGACUUUACCGUCUUUACAAGUGAGAUCUACUCAGUGGGUGUUUUCAACCCUGUCCCAGCAUUGAGUGUAGAUGUAACCAACUCUAGCUCCAUAAGUGACCCUGUUGAGCUACGUAUCUACCCUCAAUCAAAUACGUCCCUGUGGCCGACAGAAGCAAAGGUGGUUUUCUCCGUCGCUGGUUUUCAAAAUCAAAUUGAGCAACAUUUUGUGCCGUCAUCCCCCGUAGAUGCUGUUGGCAUGUUCUUCCUCACUCUACCAGUGUACGGUAUUUUUGAUGUAGCUGUCAAUGUCUCCAAUGCAGUGAAUUUCAUGAUGGUACAUGUCCCGAUUCAGAUAGGGCAGGAAAUCCAAGGAUUCUAUGCUCGACUCCUGUCUUCAAUGCAUGCAACAGGUGAGAAUGUGGAUUUGGAGUUUGGCUUCACAGCCGGAAGCGACAUUGUUUUUGAAGUGGAUUUUGGAGAUGGCAGCCACGAGACUCAUCAACUCAUCAACUCAUCAACCAUUUAUCAUAAAUAUAACAGUUCUGGCGAAUACAUCAUUACUGUUAGAGCUCACAAUGACUUUGGGGAUCAAGUCAGGCAGUUGUCUGUGAGAAUCAUCAAUCCAAUUAAUGGAUUGAGGAUGGACACCAGUGGCAAUGACAUGGUAACUGGGGAACCAGUUCAGUUUGUAUUCUACCUAGAGAAGGGAGCAGUGAUACCGCAAACAGUUCACUGUUCUGUAGAUUACGGUGAUGGUAGCGAUAUUGAUUCUUGGGAUAGUGUUCUAUCAGACGGUAACAUCACCAUUGAGCAUACAUACAGUACUUCUGGGUCUCAUCAAGUCCAAGCAAACUGUUCAAAUGAGGUUAGCCAGGUUGACCUAACAGUCAAUGUCACUCUCUACACCCAUACUGCUGGAUGCAUUGUCAAUGUCAGUACAGUGGUUGCUGCAACCAAUGCAACAGUGCAGUAUCUCACUACAGUUGGUGAUGGAUCUGACAUCAAUUUGCUCAUCCAGUUUGGUGACGGGACAAACAUGUCCACUCACAUUGACACAGUGGGAUUCAUGGUAUUUGAGCAUGUCUACCAUCAUGCAGGCUCUUACACAGCUCACCUGAAAGCUUCUAAUCCUAUCAGUGACUGCGAAGCAUCUGGCGGUCCCGUAACCAUCCAGGUUCCAAUCCGUACAGACAGCUACAAUCUCACGAUCAUCCCAAGCACAAUAGAUGUAGCAAACCAAACGACAGUGUUUGCUAUUACUUUGAUGGAUGAAAUGCCAUUACCAACAAACGUUACAGCAUCUUGGACUUUUGGGGAUGGAAAUUCAUCCUCACAAAUACUCCUUUUGGGUAGAAAAUUGAACGUUUCACACAUAUUUGAAGAAACUGGGGAGUAUGAGGUUUCAGUGCAUCUUUCCAAUAUGGUCAGUGAAUUGGACUUGAAUGACACAGUGGUGGUUCUUGAGCGGAUUGACGAUGUCGACUACAACAUCAGUACUGCAGCUGCAGUUGGUGACAAUCUGACUCUCUCCAUUCUAGCUUCAUCAGGGACUUCUCUGUCAUACAAUAUUGACUUUGGAGAUGGAACUGUGGUCACAUCGUUUCAAGACAAGCCGGAAAUUCUAAAAUUUGCGCACUCCUAUAAACAAGUUGGAAAGUACGUCCUGACAAUAAGAGUGGAGAAUGGACUAGGUGGGAUUGUGCUUAACCAUACAAAGAUCCGCGUGGUCUAUCCUGUCCAGGGCCUGAACUUUGAAACCACUAGUGAGGUGAUCUACAGUCCUGGAAACAUCACGUUCAGUUUGACCAUCGAUCAGGAGGUACCGCCACCCACUGUCAUGGAAUGUGUUUGGCGGAAAAAACCCACUACACUAGGCCUUGGCCCUGAUGUACUGUGGAGAAAGAAGAAUGUAAGCCUUGAUUCUGGUGAGAGUCUGAAUGUGACUCAUUAUUUCCCUGGUGGUCAGUUUGUCGUCAGCUUGCAGUGCAAGAAUAUUCUGGGCGGUCUUACCCUGGAGAAAUUGAUUACCGUUUUUGAGGAUGUUACACAUUUGAAGAUCUUCCCGGAAAAUUUGGUUGCUGAGGUUGGAUCUCAAGUGUUGAUUACCAUCACUGCCUCUCAGGGCUCACUGCUGAAUUAUGCUGUACAAUACGGUGACGGUACGACAGAAACAAGAUAUGUUGUAAUGUCAACAAGCACAAAGAUUCAAGAAUUUCAGCAUGCAUACACUCAACCUGGACUGUUCACUCCUUCUGUAACUGCUGAGAAUAUCUUAGGACAGUCUCAUGUCACUUCCAAUGCCAGUAUUGAGGUACUGCACAGCACUCGUGGAUUUCACUUAUUGUCCAAUAGCCCAAGGACAUUUCCUGAUCUUAUGGUGAUAUUUCAACUGGUCACGAUGCAAGGUACCACCCCUCCAACUACAGUCAACCUUGCGUGGAACUUUGGAGACGGAAGUGUUCACUAUGAGACAGUACAGUUCAAUAUGACCCAAGGCAUCAAUCAUACUCACUCUUACAACAAUUCAGGAACUUACCACGCUGAGGUAACUGUCACCAACAAUCUUGACUCUCACAUGUUUGAGACAAGUGUCAUUAUCAAUAAAGAAGCUGCACCUAUACAAGUCAGAUUUGAAUACCAAAACACAGAUGGCAUUUGGACAGCUGGUUUAGGACAUGACUUUAAUUGGUUUGCUAGUGAUUCAGUAAUCAGAAUGAGUGCUAACGUAACUUCUAAGGAUGCGACUAUCAUCUGGGAUUUUGGUAACGGGGAAACAGCUCCACUUGACAUUGUAUUCCGUCGAUAUGAAACCCCCGGUGUGUACAACAUCACACUAAAAGUUGAAGGCCACACAGAUGAGCCUGUAGAAUUGCACUUCAUUUUCUACAUUGUCCAGCCAUUUGAACUGACGUCAAUUCAGGCCAUGGAUGAAUCAGGACUGUCAGUUUUGAAGUCAGGCCAACAGGUGGAUUUCAUAUUGAAUGGGAAUGGUUUAGAAGGUCCAAUGUGCAUAUCAUGGGAUGUUGGGGAUAAGACUCAACAAAUUGUCUAUGGGCCAGAGUCUUGUGGAAUGACACUGCACAAUGACAUCAUCUUUGUCCAAUCAAAUCAAGACGAUGGUCUACAGGUCUCACACACCUACACAUCUCCGGGUUAUUAUACUGUCCAUGUGUCUGUAUCUAACUUCUUCACUACUGCAUCCAUGUCAAGUGAAAUCACCGUCAUGGGAUGCUGGAAUCCACCUGAUGUGUCCAUCAAGGGUCCGGGGGAGACGAUAGAUGCACCGCAGUCUCACAGGACAUCAGAAACUAUCCUCAUCGACUCAGUCACCACAUUUGAUUGUAUUGGUGUUGGCUUAACAACCUUCACCUGGGAAGUCUAUAAACUCAUCCUUGAUGACGUUCAGAACACAACGCAGAGAGUGAUGUACGAUGUGCCGUCUGUGAAUGGCCCACAGUUGCAGCUAAUGCCAGGUUCGCUUGACGUUGGCCUGUACGAAAUCACUCUAACUGUCACAGUAGAAGGUUUGGACAAUGCAACUGGUAUGGACAAAGUCUACAUCAGGAUCAAUCACUCUCCACUUGUCUUGGUUCUGGAAGGUGGAAGCAGUAGAUCAGUGGGUAAUGUCCAACCAUUGGUCCUUGAUGCGAUGACAUCAUCAUACGACCCUGACAACGUAGCAGGAAACUCCUCUGAUUGGUCCUUUGAGUGGACAUGCAAAAAACUUUCUGAACGUAGCGAGAAUAAUUCCAUGACCACAAAUGUACCCUUUGCUAGCACUGAUUACCUGUGUGAGAACAGCUCCUGGGAAAGACUCAACUUCACAUCUGGUGUACUUCAUCUGAAUCCGUUGCAACUCAGGGUGGGUGCUCUGUAUGCAUUCAAGGUUGACACAGCCAUUGGAUCCAGACUUGCAUCCUACCAGCAAACCAUCCAGGUCAUGCAAGGGGAACCCCCGGUUGUAUCUAUAAGGUGCGUCUCCAACUGUCGCGAUAAAACCAACCCGACAUCUUCCUUCACACUGCAAGGGAGUUGUGACAAUUGUGACAUUCACAGCGAGUCAAUGUUUACAUGGUCACUCUACAUCAAGCAGAAAGGAACUCAGGUGUAUCAGGAAGUCAGUAACCUUGGCGAUAAGACAUCAACUGGUGUAUCAAAGCAAGGUAUUGCCUUCAAUCCAAACCAACUGGAUGCGGGGAAUGAAUACAAUCUUCGUCUUGAUGUGAAGGAUGCGUUGCUAGGCAACGGUUUCAUACAGCACUCUUUCCUUACCAACCUUCCUCCAUAUAAUGGCUCAUGCCAAAUCACUCCAUCAGAAGGGUAUGCCGUCACCACAGAGUUUAGUGUGAACUGCACUGGUUGGCUAGAAGAAGGCUAUGCCGUUGAUCGUGCCUCUAUCUCCCAAGAUCUUGCUGCUACGCAAGUCCUCCAGUACCACGUCUUGAGCAGACCCAUGGGACAGACAAGUUUCUCACUCAAGACAUCGACCACGGACAGCUCCAUCUCGGGUAUUCUCUUUGGGGUUGGUACUGAGGAAUUCAGCUUCCAAAACGUGGUGCGAGUUGAAGUAGUGGACGUGUACGGAGCAGCUGCCUACGUUGAGAUGACGAUCACGGUCAGGAAACCAGACUUGUCAGCUGAUGACAUCACAUCUCUAGUCAGUUCCAAUGGUAGUAAGCUGUCUCUUCUGAUAUCAUCUGGUAACGUAGAGGGCGCUACUCAACUGAUAUCGGCUGUCCUGACAAUUCUACAGGAUGACAACACCACAAUGACACCUGAAGACGUAACAGAGAUACGCUCCAAUCUGGUGCUUGAGUUAGGGAAGAUUUCCUUGUGGGCUAAGACAGCCGAGGCUUUGCUUCAAGCAUCUUCUGUCAUGUCUCAGAGUCUUACUGGAGGUGUCAAUGAUAAUGCUUUGAUUGACGCUGCAGCUACAAUGGUCAGGAUGGCAAUGAGUUUGGAAAGCGUAGACACAGAUAACCCGGAAAUUGUCAUAGAAACAGCCGAAGGACUCACUGGAGGACUAGGAAGUCUCAUUGCCCAAUCAGAUGGAAUCGUUCAAAAUGCUAUGGGAACCAGUGAAGCUUCCAUGUACACCACUACGCCUUCAUCACUAGGGACCAGGGAACCAGUCAUCUUUGAUGUCUAUGGCGAUGACCUUUCACCUGAGGAGAUUGCUGAACAAGCUGCAAGUGAAAAGGAGGAAAGCGAGAGAAAUGAGGAGAAUGCACGCACAGUGGCCUUGACUAUCAGCAUGCUAGCACAGGAAACACUUGACCUGGUGUCUGGCGUGGUCAUAGGUCAACGUGUGACAGGUCAACCUCCAGUCACGCUAGUCACAGAUGAACUCACUCUAGAAGUCUACAAAGAUGAACCCAACUCCGUGGCUGACAGAGUCAUCACUGCAGACGCUGGAUCCUUCCAUCUACCUAAUGCCAGCUCACUGUUUGGAACAAGUGGAGCAAAACACGUCGAACAAAUAAUCUAUUCCUUCAACGCAAACCCCUACAGCUUUUCCAAGAGCUCAGACAGUAUAGGUUCCAAGGGGGUACUCACCCUAGAGUUUAAGACGGGACAAGGGGAGCCACUCUCGGUGCAGAACCUGACAGAUAUGAUCAGUAUCACCUUAGACGUUGAUGACAGCAAAGUAACGAGUGCUGAGACAGUCCAGAUGAGGUUUACGAAUGUAUCCACAAUGCAGUAUCACAAGGUGGAAAUACAAGAGAAAGAUAUCCAACUGAGAGUCAUCUUCAAGGAAAUAUCUGACAACAGGACCAACUUUCAUGUCUAUCUGAGGAAGGGAGGUCAUCCUGACACCUUAACAUACGAUGCGCUCACAGAAAUACCCAGAUGUCUUGGCAACGAUGAAACAUGGAGUGAUGAGAGACUGGAAACAGAGGCUAGACACACUGCAGUAUUUGCUGAAGAGUUACUGACUGGUGUGGGAGACUACUACUUGGGCAUUAGCCUAGCAGAUUCAUCCCAAGAAUCAUCUGAUAAAGUGGACGACAUGAUGAAUAAGACAGAUGAAUUAUAUGAUGUGAACGUAACCAUGGUGAUAUAUGCAGCUGGUUGCCGAUACUGGGAUAGCAACAUCACAGCAUGGAGUAGUCACGGUUGCCAGGUUGGGCAACACACCACGACUCAUUCCAUCCACUGUCUGUGUAACCAUCUCUCCUCCUUUGCGUCAUCAUUCUUCGUUCCCCCAAACACCAUCGACUUCUCCACCGUCUUCAGCAAGUUUCUGAAUCUUGGAGACAAUGCGGCUGUGUUUGCCACGGUGCUUGGAUUCUUGGGCUUGUAUCUGCUCCUUCUAGUCUGGCUUAGAAGGAAAGAUAAACAGGACAUCAUCAAGUGGGGAGUGAGUCCCUUAGCAGAUAACCAUCCCAGCGAUAUGUACUUCUAUCAAAUCACAGUGCAGACUGGCAUGGGGCCAGGCUGUGGCACAAGGUCAAAGGUCAGUAUCAUCCUGACUGGAGAGAGUGGGGAUAGUGGUGUGCGCUUACUGGACGAUGACAAACGAAAGGUGUUUGAGAGUGGUAGCAUCUGUCACUUCUUGAUGGGCGUGGCUAGUCCUCUGGGCCCCCUCUCCUACAUCAAACUAUGGCAUGACAACACUGGCCCUGGUCAACUCGCUAGCUGGUAUCUGUCACAAGUCUCCAUCCUUGAUCUGCAAAAUGGAAAACAAUACUUCUUUGUCUGUGACCGGUGGCUUGCUGUAGAGAAGGACGACGGAGCAAUAGAACGUGUUCUUCCCGUCGCAACUCGCUCUGAUCUGACUCAGUUCAGUAAGCUUUUCAUCUCAAGUAGCCGGCGCAACCUCUUUGAUGAUCACAUCUGGUUCUCCCUAUUCAGUCGACCAACACGGAGCCCAUUCACCAGAGUCCAACGUCUGUCUUGCUGUCUGUGUCUGCUCUACCUGAGUAUGAUCACUAGCGCUAUGUUCUACCGCACUGAAGAGACUGUUGAGAAUCCCACUGCUUUACGUCUUGGGCCGUUCAUCUUCACACUUCAACAAGUCUACAUUGGAUUCAUCAGUGCCUUGAUUGUAGUACCAGUUAACAUCCUCAUUGUCCAGAUCUUCAGAAAAUCCAAACCCAGCAAAUCCCAGCUGACAAGUCAACUCCCUAAACAUCUGCAAGAGAAGCUAGACAAUCUGAAAGACAGUUCACCAUCAGAGGACUCAACGCCACAGAACUCAGUCGUAGACAUCAAAUCAGACAAAGUGGAACUGGUCCCAAUGAAGACAUCAACAAAACACAAAGUAAAGGAUCAGAGAACAAAAGGCAGGCCAUACUUACUACCCCACUGGUGUGUCUACAUGGCAUGGCUGAUCAUGAUUCUGUCAUCAUUUACCGCAGCGUUCUUCACUGUAUUAUACAGCUUAGAAUGGGGACAGGAAAAGUCCUGCGAAUGGUUGACGUCAAUGCUGAUAUCACUGUUCAACUCUGUGCUCGUAAUACAACCAUUCAAGGUUGUUGCCGUGGCAAUAGUCCUCUCACUCAUCUUCAAGAAACCCACCAAGAUGGAUGUUGAGAUAGAUUCUGAUUUCUGCCGUUAUCAGAAUCAACUUCAGAAUGAUGAGGAGCUCUUACAUGAUUCACAGUCCACAAAACAAAUGAGCUGUCAUAAGUACAAAGUACGACUUCCACCGAGCAAAGAAGCACUUGAGGAGGCACGUAAGAAGCGUCUCAAGGAGAUUAAGAUGAAUCGGAUGCUGAAGGAGACAGGGAUCUAUACCAUCUUUGUCAUCAUUGUCCUCUUCUUGUGUUACACCAAUCGAGAUGACAUGUCAUUCUACAUGUCUCAGUCACUCAGAGAUGUUUUCAUUGAGAACAACGGGGCCGAGAACUCAAGUGAUAAGCUAACAUUCCACAGUUUAGAGAAGAGCACACCCGAUCUCUUCUGGACAUGGGUGGAGACCGCCCUCAUUCCUGGUCUCUAUGGUAACGCUUAUUAUAAUGGUGUACCGAUGCACUGGAGACAUACAAGGUUCAUUGGUGACUGGCAAGGGUACCGGGUGGGACCGGUGCGACUCAGGCAACUUAGAGUCAAGAACGAACCAUGUGCCAUUCCUCCAGACAUCAGUGUCUUACAUCCAAACUGUCAUCUGGACUACUCUUGGAGCAACCAAGAUGAGAACAAUUUCACCGUUGCCUGGCAACCAACGACUGAACAUAACUCAAAGCUUUACUCUGACGAGGAAAAUGCCCCCUGGAUAUAUCAUGAUUUUCUUGAGCUGAACGGAGUUCCACAUUUCGGAAUCCUCGCUGUGUAUUCAGGAAGUGGUUAUGUGGCUGAAUUUGGCACCACAUCUGCCAAGGCAUUAGAAACUGCUCAAUUCCUCAAAGAUACCAGCUGGUACGAUGAACUAACUCGUGCAAUCUUUGUAGAGUUCUCAGUGUACAACGCAAACAUCAAUUUAUUCAGUGUCGCAACUCUACUGGCUGAAACAUCGACAACAGGGGGCGCUUUGGUGACAUCAUACAUCCACACCCUGAGACUGUAUCAUUACGAGGGAACUGUUGCAAUAUUCACCAUCAUCUUCCAGGUUAUGUUUGUGGCUUACCUUCUUUUCUUCAUCAUCAAGUUGCUUGUAUCUCUCAAGAAAGAUGGUUUGAAGGAGCUGAAGAAUUUCUGGACAGCUAUUGAGCUGGUCCUGAUAUUGGUAGCCAUCAGCGCCAUUGUCAUGUUUGCCUUGCGACAAGUCUUCAUUGAGCUGGCACUACAAGAAGUCAAGAAUAAAAACCAAGGUGAAUUUGUCAACUUUAGUCACAUCGCCAAAUGGGAUGAAGUCUUUGGAUACCUACUGGCUUGUAUUGCGUUCCUGUCUCUCAUCCGCUACAUGCGUCUACUCCGUCUCAAUGCUCGCAUGUCUCUCCUUGGGAUGACUCUUAGCCACGCAUCCAAGGACAUCUUCUACUUUGUCAUCAUGUGGAAUCUUGUCUUCUUCGCUUUUGGUCAGUUGUCCUACAUCCUCUUCCACAGCAUGGUUGAAACAUUCUCCUCGUUUGUCUCCACUCUCGAGACGCUCUUCUCCAUGCUGCUUGGCAAGUUUGACUUUCACGCCUUGGUGGAAGCAAAUCGGAUGCUAGGCGGGGCUGUCUUCGUUAUCUAUAUUGUGACUGUGUAUAUGAUCCUAACCAACAUGUUUAUUACAAUUGUGGUGGAGGCUUUCAACCAUAUGAGACACAAGAGAGAGUUAGAUGAUGCAGUGGACCCCGAGAUGAUUGAAUACAUCGUAGAAAGGUUCAAGGCAUUCUUCUUACGUCCCUUACAUAGAGGAACUACUGAUGUACCACCAAUCAAAGCCAAUGUGACCUACGAAGACACAACAAACUUGCUUGAGAAGCGAGUUGACAAGAUCGUCAAGUUUGUAGAGACCAACUACGGGAAACUUGAAAUAUCCACCAAUCAGAAUGAGGCUACAACGUCACCAGCGAGAAGUCUGAGUCGCAUCUCACUACACUCUGCGACAAGGUCAUCUGAUGGCGGCAGCAAAUCAGCCAAGAAACCACGCAAUCGGGUCAUUUUACUGGCAUGAACAUUUGUGAUAAAACUAACCUAUUUUGACUGAAAUUAAAUUGACUGAUUUCUUUUAACUUUAAUGAAUGACUAUUGUGGAAUUACUACAAGCAGUUUUUUCUUUGUCAUAGUUUAACAGCUUGUACAAAGUGUUUUCUUUUUACAUUAUGUAUCAUCUAUUGUAAAUAUCUAAAGCAAUAUGCUUAAUAAACAUAUCACCGAAUGUGACAUCAUUAUAUGGCCAGGUUAGUUUUAAAGUAUUUGAGGUGUUUAUUAUAAUCCAGAUUUAUCAACUCUAAACCUAGCCUAAAGUAGAAAGGGCUAAGGAAAUGUUUUAAAUAGAUUGAAAGGUAAUAAAGGUUCAAUUGUAAUAAUUGGAAAGUGGACAUUUGCAGUUAAGAUAAACUCUAUUUUUUUUAUUUUCAAAACAUUAUUGAUUGUAUUUUGAAAAGAAUUUAGCGGUUAGAUCUAAUUUAUUCAUUCCAAAUAAAAACUCUGUCACAUGAUUUUCAAAAUCACUAAUAAUGUGCAUAUUGUUGGAAAGGAAUAUCUCAACAAGUUUUGUAAAUGAAUGUAGUUAUUAUGUGUUUCCAACAUACUAAAUACAUGUAUUUUAUGUGUUGUGUAAAUUAGCUUCUCCCAUUGACAAAGUAUUUUUCAGUAAGAACAGAAUUGUUUUACUUCAUAUUUAAAUGAAUUGUUUUCCCGUGAAAUCACUGUGAAGUCAAUAGGUGUCAUACAAUCUUUGUACUUGCACAAACAUGAUGUCAAUUAAUGGUCUGGGCUAGAGUACUGAAUCCCUUUGAAUCAAGUAAAUCCUGGUGUUUAUUUGUGCAGAUUUAGGGCAUUUUGUUGGUUACCUUAACCAGCACACUUUAGACAAAACAAUUUGAAGGACAUAUUUUAAGACGGAAUGAUGAACCACUUUGUAAAUAUAGUGCCUGUGUCUAGCAGUUUAUGUACAGGUUGUUGAACAUCUAAUGUAGCACAUUUUGUAAAGCUUGCAAAGUAUUUAUAAAUUAUACAUGGCAAUGAACAGAAUAUAAGAUCCAUGCCAAAUAUGACGAAAAAAUGAAAAGUAGACUCUGGUGAGACCAGUUGAUUGCAGAAUCAUGAAAAAUAGUCAGUGUUGAGUUUAAGCAAAAUGAUUAAUAUAGCACUGUUCUUUCUAGUAGCUUUUAUUGUAUUUAAGAAUACAAUAAUUGUGAAAUAAGUAAAUCAGUUCAGUUAAUGUAAUCUUACUGUAUAAAGAACCUGUAGUUAGUGUCAGUUACAUGAAUAAAUCAUUUCUCAAAGCAUAAUUUGUAUCAAUUGAGAAGUGUUAAAUUCAUAUGAAAUCACUAGAAACAAAAAGAUGUUUACUUUACAUGGAAAAGACAGAUGUGAUUUAAAAUUAAUUCUUCAUGCAGAAAAAAAAUCCAGAUUUUGAUUGAAUACAACUUUGGCACAAUAGAAAACACAAAAUCCUCAAAGAAUUGAAAAAAAA